AACUAAACUUGAAAUCUCACUUUGCUGAUAAAACAAACAUGGUUCCAGUUCCGACGCGGAAGCAGCUCGUAAGGUAGUAUAAAAAUAUCCCCGAUCGGAGAGGAAGACAUCACUUUCUUCACGGUCACCAGAAGCAGAACAACCAACCAUGAAAGCCUUAGCAGUUUGCUUGGUAAUCGCCGUUGUCGGCGUUUCGGCUGUUCCGGAAUACUACGCUGAGUUCCAACAAAUGUGGCAACAGUGGCAAGAGCAGCAGCACCAACUAGAGCUGCAACAACAGCAUCAGCACCAAUAUCAACAGCAACAGCACCACCAGCAGCAAAAUCAGCCCCAAUACCCACAAUGGCAAGAGCAGCAGUGGCAACAGCAACAACCUCAACAGAAGCCACCUCAACAGGAGUACAGCUCAGAUGGCUACAAAAUCAUUCCGGGAGUUGUCGACUCUCGUUGCCCCAGAACUGACGAUAUCGAUAGCCCAAUCCAUUUGCCGGUUCGUGGAAACUGCGGCAAGUUCAUGAAGUGCUACGGUGGCCGUGCCUACGAACAGGACUGCCCUGCCGGUUUGGAGUUCGGCAUCAACGUGAAUCGCUGCGAUUACCCUGCGCUGGCCAAGUGCAGCUCCAACGGAUGGUAAAACAGAACGAAACUGUGAUCGUGUAUUGAUAAUGCUUUAGUGCUUGAUGUAACUAUACAAUGAAAUCCACGUGUAGAAUGCUUAUAUGUCAACUACAAUAAAGAACAAAUGAGUAAUAUAUACGUUUGAUCAGCAA
Aedes aegypti (yellow fever mosquito) is the source of this 770-nucleotide messenger RNA. Its product is annotated as GATA zinc finger domain-containing protein 10. The coding region runs from base 149 to 634 and encodes 161 amino acids. The transcript is spliced from 2 exons. NCBI's taxonomy places the organism in Eukaryota, Metazoa, Arthropoda, Insecta, Diptera, Culicidae. The record is from RefSeq and is a predicted model, not a curated record. Gene Ontology annotation, molecular function: chitin binding. Gene Ontology annotation, cellular component: extracellular region.